UUCACUUCUCACUGCUGUGUGUGUGCACUUGGAUGGGUUAAAUGCAGAGCACCAAUUCCAAGUAUGGGUUACCAUACAUGGCAAAUGUCAUGACUUUCACUUCACUUUCAUAUCUCAUGAUGAAAUAAACAUGAUGAUUAUGAUGUUUAUAAUAUUUUAUCUUCUUAUUUUAUACUUUUUCUGCAUGUAGUUUAAGAUACUGUGAAAUGACAGAUGAAGGUUGUUCUGCUGUGACUUCAGCUCUGAAAUCAAACCCAUCACACAUAAGAGAUCUGCACCUGAGUGGUAAUGAUCUAGAAGACUCUGGAGUGAAAACCCUCAGUGAUCUACUGAUGAACCCACAAUGCAAGUUGGAGAAACUACGUCUUUUUGGAUGCAGUAUUACAGAGGAACAGUGUCUCAUCCUGACUACAGCUCUGAAAUCAAACCCAUCACACCUGAGAGAUCUGAACCUCGGUGUGAAUCAAAUAAAAAAUGCAGGAGUAAUUCACUUAUGUGACAUACUGAAGGAUCCACACUGUAAACUGGAGAGAUUGAGGACGGUGACGAGUCCACAGCGAGAGGUUAAAGAGCUGGCUGUCUGA
Molecule: messenger RNA, 584 nt
Organism: Carassius gibelio (silver crucian carp)
Lineage: Eukaryota; Metazoa; Chordata; Actinopteri; Cypriniformes; Cyprinidae
Product: ribonuclease inhibitor-like
Exons: 3
Coding region: 207-584 (125 amino acids)
Molecular function (GO): protein binding
Source: RefSeq, a predicted model, not a curated record